UGAAGACAAUACCCAUGGAGUAAGUUGAAAGUGGAAACUGGCAAGGGAGUGUCUCAAUUCUGGUGUAGGAAAAUGGGAACAGGAGGAGAAGGGAGAGAGGGAGAUUGGGAUUGCAACGCCUGCAGUAAUCGGAAUUACGCCUUCAGAUCAUUUUGCAAUAGAUGUAAGCAGCUCCGCCUCCUCGUCGACACUAAUACCCCCGCCGACUCCAAGUGGUUGCCUCGCAUUGGCGACUGGGUAUGCACUGGUUGUACUAACAACAAUUAUGCAUCAAGAGAGGAAUGCAAAAAGUGUGGGCGACGAAAGGAAGAAGCUUCGUUACCAGCAACAGCAUUGCCUGAAUCACUACCUAUUAAUCCGACUCACAUUUCUAAGGGGAAAGCAGGAGUGGAGCCAAAUCAGGGGAAAGGAAUACUAGGCAAUGGAGCUCUUAUGCAUAUGAGCUCUAAGGGGUCUUCUAUAGUGACUGAUUUAAAGACAUCAUCAAAUACUAAAGGUUGUGGAAAUGGGGACUGGACAUGCACCUGUGGUUUCCAUAACUGUUCUUCUUGUGAGCAGUGUAAAAUAUGCAAUGCUUCCAUACCACCAGUUCAUGGAACGAAACGAUUAGCGACAGAGGAAUUUGGUAAUGGCCAGGAAAACAAGAGAAGAAAAGCUGGACAGAUGCGUGGAUUGCAGUAUGUGUACCCUGCAUUAGAAGAAGGUUAUGUUUUGAGUGAAGACCAAAGUUUAAUUGCCUAUCCAUCUCCUCCUCCACGUCCCAAUGAAAGCUUGGCACCUCCUUCUGGUUUGGUGGAAGAUGUGCAAGUUCCACCUUCGGUUACUAUUCCUACCAUCUUCGGAAAAGGAGCAAAACAGUGGCGGGAAGGUGAUUGGAUGUGCGUAAGUUGCAACAAUCACAAUUACUCUUCUCGGUCUAAAUGUAAUAGAUGCAAGAUUAAGAAAGAGGCACCUACUUCUCAACCAAUCAGCGUUUCUUAAUUUAUUAUUAUGUAUGUAUGUAUUAAUUAAGUGUUUGCCAAACUUUGUAAAUCGUAGGCUUGUAGCAUCUAUUUCCAUUUUCAAUGGUUGUAACUUGUACUUGUACCCACCUUUUGAGAUGCACCAAGUUAGAUUAUUAUUAAUGUUAACUACUUAAAACUAGUGUUACAAAUUUACAAUCCUUUUGCAUCACUUUCAUAGCAAAUCUAUUUACAUAGUUUUUGUCAUGCUUUGCAACCUAGGCGAACAGCCACUUAUUAUUUAGUCCAUUAAAACAAAUGUGUUUGAAAUUA
Messenger RNA from Impatiens glandulifera, 1274 nucleotides. RefSeq names its product calpain-15-like. The record is from RefSeq and is a predicted model, not a curated record. The transcript is spliced from 7 exons. Gene Ontology annotation, molecular function: mRNA binding. The coding region runs from base 73 to 981 and encodes 302 amino acids. Gene Ontology annotation, cellular component: cytoplasm. Lineage: Eukaryota; Viridiplantae; Streptophyta; Magnoliopsida; Ericales; Balsaminaceae.